Messenger RNA from Seminavis robusta, 645 nucleotides. The record is from the annotation of a GenBank genome assembly. Lineage: Eukaryota; Bacillariophyta; Bacillariophyceae; Naviculales; Naviculaceae.
AUGUUGCGAAAGGGCGCUCCUGGUACUGGAGCAGCGCCCAAGAAGCGUUAUGACUAUGACGAAAAGGGAGGGAAGAUGAAGCGUCAAUCGAGACAGCGGGUUACCAGCACUCUUUUGGUGCUGUUCCUGUUUGGCUUUAUUUCCAUGGGCGCUCUCUACGUCUUUAAAGACAGCACGGACUUUGACCCGCUGGGACCAGGAGUGCAGUACCUGCGAUCGCGCGUUUUGAAACGAACCAAAUUCUUUCGCAACCCGUCCAUGUUGCCACCCGACUCCAUUUACCAUCUGGCAGAGCUUCAAGACAAAUAUGCCGAUCGCGGCUUUACGGUGCUUGCUUUCCCGACGAAUGAUUUUCAUCAAGAACGUGGCACCAAUGAAGAAAUUCAACUCUUUGUCAAGGAAGAAUUUCCACAAGUCAAUUUUCCCAUCUUUGGUAAAUCCUCUCUGGCUGCCAAUCCUGUCUACUUGAAAUUCCAACGACAACUCCCCAAUAGCUACGUCAGACACAACUUCUUCAAGUACCUUGUCAACCGCAAGGGAAUUGCAGUCGAAAUGUUUGACAAGAAGACGGAACCCUUGAGUCUCGCAGAUGCCAUUGAAAAACUCUUGGAGGAUGAUGUCCCCAAGAAAUUGACAACUCAAUAA